Molecule: messenger RNA, 2274 nt
Organism: Exophiala spinifera
Lineage: Eukaryota; Fungi; Ascomycota; Eurotiomycetes; Chaetothyriales; Herpotrichiellaceae
Exons: 4
Coding region: 1-2274 (757 amino acids)
Biological process (GO): DNA-templated transcription; positive regulation of transcription by RNA polymerase II
Molecular function (GO): sequence-specific DNA binding; zinc ion binding; DNA-binding transcription factor activity, RNA polymerase II-specific
Source: RefSeq, a predicted model, not a curated record
AUGCAACCUUCAGACCAAGAUCCAGAUUUCUUCCUGCCGCAUGAGACUCCGAGAGCCGCCACAAGGAAGAAACGUCCAGGAGCGUGCACACGAUGCAGAAAUCGCAAGGUAAAAUGCGAUGGCCAAUUCCCUGUGUGCGGCAAUUGUAUGAAAGCAGGCACUGAAUGUGAUGCUAACACCGCCUCAGCUCAGAGACAAAGUCUUCUUAACAGGCUCCGUUAUCUUGAGGCUCUCGUCAAGGAUAACGGAUUGGAGAACAGCCUUCGGGCUGAGACGACUCCAGGCAGGCGUCCAGAGAAGACACUGGGAAAUUCCAAUGCUAUACCUCUAGACAGCACCUUAACCUCGCACUCAAAUACAGGGACGGUUGUCCACUAUGGCGGACAGCAUCCCGUCAACCACGCUGUAUCCCCCCCGGUGGCACCCUUUGCAGCAAAUGUCAGCAAUGGGCCCUCUCCAUGUGGCACCGAAAAUACUGCGAUAGGCGUGCAGCAGCCCAUUGCACAUGAGGUCGGGAUGCUGUCGCUAUCGAACUCUGUAGAGCCCAAGUACAUUGGACCAUCGUCGGGGGUCACCUUCGCGAGGUUGAUUUAUGCUGCAGCGUCAGGAUAUCAAGGUAUCCCUGUCAAUCUGUCCGACCAAAGGCAAGGUGGCAACCAAGACCCUUCUCUCGAGCGAAGCGCUGGAGCUUCACUGCCCAACGUAAGAGACAUGCAUCGUUUUAUUAACGCUUAUUUUGAUACGAUACAUUUCCUCUAUCCGUUUUUGAGCGUAGCGAGCUUUUCGAGAACAGCUGAAAGGAUACGCCAUUCUCAAGCCCAGCCACUGCAGUCAUCUACAGAUUCGUCAAGACCGGAUGAAAGGCCUAUCGAUCAUAUUGAUCAUGCGCAGCUCUUCCUGGUCCUUUUCCUGGGAGCGAAUGUACUUGAGACACGACUGUCACAAAAUUUCAAUGCUGAGAGCUUCCUCGCCACAGCCAUGAUCCAUGUCUCGUUUGUCAGCCUUCACGAAAGUCUUCGGGGGCUACAGACACUUCUUCUACUCACAUUAAGCAGCCUCCAUUCCCCACGCGGUUUGAAUGCCUGGUUCCUCAAGUCGAACAUCCUGGCGGGUUGUAUUGACCUGGGUCUCCAGCGUAAGAAGCACAUUAGCACUCCCGAACCAACAUCUUCGGAAGUUGAGGAGCAUCGAAUCCGCAGCGGCAUAUUCUGGUCUGCAUACUCCCUCGACCGAACGCUGAGUGUGGUGCUAGGGAGGCCUCUCACGUUUCGUGACGAGGCGCUUGACAUUGAAUUUCCCGACGGACUGGGGUCCGAUGAAGUUGAUCAUGACGCCAGCAGAGCUUAUGCUCCGACAUCGAACUAUGACGAACCUUCGCGGAAGAGACAACGGCUGAUGUCGACUCCUGUUACACCCGCGACCUACUCGUUUCGCUUCGAUCGCAUCUUCGGCGAGAUCAAACUCAUGCUGUACAGAGUGGCCCAGUCGCCUUCUCGAUUUCCCUGGCCGACCGACUUUGGAGAAUGGCAAACGAGGACGCGUACCGCAUUGUCCCAACUAUUGGAGGACGCUCAUCUGGACCUUGACCGCCUCGAUUCUUCUUCUGGACUCCCACGCGGUGUGCAUGACAACGCAGUCCUGUCGUUGGACCUCAAGUACCACCAGGCGAUUAUGCUGAUGUACCGGCCCAGCCCGGCCAUACCUCGUCCGUCCGCAUUGGCUUUGAAGUAUUGUUUCGAAAGUGCGGUUGAGACCAUCCAGGCCCAGGCCGAGUUGCAUCGGUUUGGGAACUUUGCGAAUUCGUGGUUGAACGCGCACACGGUCUUCAUCUCGGGCAUCACCAUCUGUUACUGUUUCUGGGUCAGUCAGCAGGUCAGAAGCGUCACGGCUCCAAUCACGUUUACGUAUUACACCGACACGGUGAAGCGGCUGUUGAAAAGCUUGAGCACGACUUGGUUGGUGGCCAGCAAUGCCUUGCAGAAGUUCGAGGCUCUGGUACGACUGACAGAAACAUCAUCUCAACUGCGUACGAAUGAGAUGGUGAAUCACGGUGGUACUGACGAGCGCGGCGCGACGCAGCAACCUGGCGCGAUGGGUUCAGGGGUUCAGCAGGGAUCAUGGCCUCCUUUGCCGCAAGUCGACUUCUCGUCCACCGAGGAUCUAGAUUGGUCUGUUUUCGAUGUCGAGUAUGGUAAUACCGAUGCCUGGCCCGAAAAAUUACAGGAAGUGCCUGAUUGGUUUGUUUUGGCGGACUGGUUGCAUGAUUAUGCAUAA